Molecule: messenger RNA, 1857 nt
Organism: Sycon ciliatum
Lineage: Eukaryota; Metazoa; Porifera; Calcarea; Leucosolenida; Sycettidae
Exons: 3
Coding region: 222-1493 (423 amino acids)
Source: RefSeq, a predicted model, not a curated record
UUAGUAUUCUCACUCUUCACACGCACAAGUUCGUGAAGAGAAGUACCUCAUACUGCAUCUGUUCGAAUCCUCUUUAUGAUGCUUCCAAUAGAGAGCGGACGUACAUUUAUGGAAGCUUGAACUCGGCAUCUGGGGUCAGUUUAAGGAGUUCCAGAUUAUUCUGACUCAUUCUUGAGCAACAGUUCUCUGUUUACGAAACCUAUUCCCAUCCAUCUAGGAAGAUGCUUCGAUCCACUGCGCUCCAGGUGACGAUCUUUAUGAUCAGUGUGUUCACGAUCGGAGGCUUUGCAGACGCCAAUAUUGUGACAGUGGCAUCGUCGGCAUCCUGUACAACCGAAGAACUUUAUUCCUGGAAGAUAAUAGCACUAUCGGCCAUUGGAGCUUUGGCGGUUAGCAUCCUGGGAAAUAUUAGCUUGCUAGUCAUUAUACAGGUUGCACAUGACGAUGUACACGCAUUCUACAUCCUACUCCGACCAGAAAGGAAGCCUGCAGCAAAGUGUUCUGACCAAGAAAGAAUGGCUAUCGGUAACAAUGUGGAUUGCGAAGAAAUGUAUAGCUCUUUGGACAAUGCUACCGAAGGCGAAGUUCACGACAAAGGGCAAUGCACCGCUACUGAGAGUUUGGAUGACCAAGAUUUGUAUUGCUCCCUGGAUACCGACACUGAAGGCAACGGCAAACGCCCUCCUCAGUCUAAUGUGGUCAUGGCCAAUUCAGGUGCGGAUUAUGAGGAAGGUUCGCUACUGGGUCCUACGAACGAGCCAAGCUAUGACGCGGUGGUGCACAGUGUGCCUGCGCCUAGCAAUCUGUAUCACUUGGGGACAAACGCAAUCCUGCCAGGACCAGCUCUAGGGCUGAGGGAUGCUGUCUGCCGCGACGGGAAGUGCACGAAGUCAGGAAAGCGGCAGGUUGGAAGCGAGAGAGCAUCGAGUAGCACGUUGUAUGAAGACCUGCCGGAUUCAAAGGUGUAUGAGGACGUGUACGGAAACGAGCCAUCAACAGUCGUUUCAAACAGGACGAGUGGCACCGGUCUGCAUGACCAUGAUAUUCACAACCGUAACGAGAUUACACUUCGGGACAAUCCAAGCUAUGGCAUAUGCCAAUACACGCAAUCUGAGACGGCUGUGAAUUCAGAUGACCUCCUCUACGCUAGUGCUUCACGGGAAGAGAAUGCCUCUGCCACAUUAUGCAAUGAGGUUGCAGAUACGGGUCCAGGGAGCUCAGCCAACGAAGACUACAUCGAAAUCAUCCCAAUAAGUACAGAUGCGGUAGAAUCUGAUGAACGGGGAACGGAUGGCAAUUCCACUUACGGCGUCAGUCCGUACGGCCAAUUGGAUUUACGGCAUGAUUCUCGAGUAAGAGACACGGAAAACAUGGGUGGACAGCAGAAAAGUUAUGCUUCUCUGGGUGGUCUGCAAAACGGCCAUCCAUGGAUCCAAGCAGCUCUGCGGUACCCAAGCUUGCGAGCACCAGUGAAUACAACCGGAUUGCUUUAAACUGUGUCACAGAAACUCAAUGUAUCUACAUCGACCUUAUUGGACCCAGUGCAAAGACUGUGGUAGGCCCCAGUUAAAAUGAGCUGAUGCUUGACCUUCCCAACUACGAGCGCUAUCAAGAUGAGUAUGAGCAUGAUGGAAAUAAAGACCACGGCGAACUUACACGUACCCUUAGCUCAAACCAAGUGAUGUGUAAAACUAAUGUAUUGCCUCAUACCCCUCACCCUUGAUAAUCAUACCUUAUUUGACAUUCUCAUAAUUAUAAAUAAAGAGACUCGCCGAUGACUGGAUAACAUGAAAUACGCACCCACGAAGACCACACACACACACACACACACACACACACACACACACACACACACAC